Pezoporus flaviventris is the source of this 2096-nucleotide messenger RNA. It is a transcript of the gene SYT6, whose product is annotated as synaptotagmin 6. The transcript is spliced from 7 exons. The coding region runs from base 515 to 2083 and encodes 522 amino acids. The record is from RefSeq and is a predicted model, not a curated record. NCBI's taxonomy places the organism in Eukaryota, Metazoa, Chordata, Aves, Psittaciformes, Psittacidae. Gene Ontology annotation, cellular component: membrane. Gene Ontology annotation, molecular function: clathrin binding; calcium ion binding; syntaxin binding. Gene Ontology annotation, biological process: regulation of calcium ion-dependent exocytosis; regulation of dopamine secretion; calcium-ion regulated exocytosis.
UCUUGUCACUCUUGUCUGAUGAUGUGCUGUGCUCAACAGGGAGAUUUCUGCUUUCACUGUGCUUGCAAAACUGCUCUGGGGCUGGGAUGUGCGACUGCACCUGAAGAACAGAGAUGGGGCAGCAGUGAAAGGGUUAAACCAGAUUUCUCUGGGCUGCAGCUUUAACACCGUAGUACGGAGGGCACAGAAGUGGAUGUGGUAGGAGGUUCUUUGCCUGGAACACGCCUUGGCAGCAAACAGAUCUGAUCUCAGAGGCAGUAAGGCAUCAGGAGCACUGGCAGGACCGCAGUGAGUGGUGGUGUGUGGAGGCUGAGCAGGCACCCCUGGGCUGAAUGCUGAGGAGGGCUGGUGGAGCGGGAGCACUGCCUGGCACUGGGUGUCCCUCAGGGUGCUGCCAUGCCAGAGGCUGGAACCGGUGCGAAUCCGUGUGUGUGACUAAAAGUGAACAGCCCCUCUUCACCCAGUUUGACUUUCUUAGACAGCAGAGGCAGAGCGCAGAGGAUGCGGUGGGGAGAUGAGUGGUACCAAGGAUGACAGCCACUGUCAGAAGGCGAUCCGCAUUGUCACCGAGCUGUGCCAGAAGAAAAGCCUGCCUGGCCUGGACCUGGACACCUGCAGGGAAUUCCUCCUGCUGCCUUCUGACCAGAGCCUGAUCAUCUCCGAGCCAGGUACACUUUCUGUCAGCCUCCUUGCUGUGAUAGUGAUCGUGUGCGGACUGGCCCUGGUGGCAGCUUUCCUGUUUCUCUUUUGGAAGCUGUGCUGGGUUCCCUGGAGGAACAAGGCCGUAUCCUCUAACCUGGCCGUCCUGCAGAGCGAGGCAGGCUGCCAUAAGGAGAGCAUGGCAGACAAGCUCAAGGACACGGGCGCCAUCAGUUUCCUGGAGGCAGCGGUGAAGAUCAGCCACACAUCGCCAGACAUCCCCGCAGAGGUGCAGAUGUCCAUGAAGGACCACAUCAUGCGGCGCACGCGGAUCCAGCGGCAAACAACAGAGCCUGCGUCUUCCACCAGGCACAUCUCCUUCAAGAGGCACCUUCCUCGGCAGAUGCACGUGUCCAGCAUGGACUACGGCAUGGACGUGCCGGCCGUGGCCGAGCAGCCGACCAGCAUCGGGCGCAUCAAACCCGAGCUCUACAAGCAAAAAUCUGUUGACUCUGAGGACCCCAAGAAAGAGGCAGCAAAAACCUGUGGGAAAAUCAACUUCACCCUCAAGUACGACUACGAGAGCGAGACGCUGAGCGUGCGCAUCCUCAGGGCGUUCGACCUGCCAGCCAAAGACUUCUGUGGCAGCUCUGACCCCUACGUGAAGAUCUACCUCCUGCCCGACAGAAAGCGCAAGUUCCAGACACGGGUGCACAGGAAGACCCUGAACCCCACCUUCGAUGAGUCCUUCCACUUCCCCGUGCCCCACGAGGAGCUGGGGAGCAGGAAGCUCCACCUGAGCGUCUUUGACUUCGACAGGUUCUCCAGGCAUGACAUGAUAGGAGAAGUCAUCCUGGAGAACCUGUUCGAGGCCUCAGACCUUUCCCGGGAGACUUCCAUCUGGCAGGACAUCCAGUACGCCACAACGGAAAGCGUGGACCUGGGGGAGAUCAUGUUUUCCCUGUGCUAUUUGCCAACUGCAGGUCGCCUCACCUUGACUGUCAUAAAAUGCAGGAAUCUCAAGGCUAUGGAUAUCACUGGCUACUCAGAUCCAUAUGUCAAAGUGUCUUUGCUCUGUGACGGGCGAAGACUGAAAAAGAAGAAAACCACCAUAAAGAAAAACACACUUAAUCCCACUUACAAUGAAGCAAUAAUCUUUGACAUUCCCCCCGAGAACAUGGAUCAAGUCAGCCUGCUCAUCUCUGUCAUGGAUUAUGAUCGAGUGGGUCACAACGAGAUCAUCGGGGUUUGCCGCGUGGGGGUCAAUGCCGAGGGGCUGGGCAGAGACCACUGGAACGAGAUGCUGGCGUACCCACGCAAGCCCAUAGCGCACUGGCAUCCGUUAGUGGAGGUGAAGAAGUCUUUCAAAGAGUGGCACGGCCGCGCCGCCAGCUUUGACAGCCAGGGCUCCUGCCCCUCCCCUAAGCCGCCCCCCACGCCCUGAUCCGGAGCGGGAC